ACAUUAAAACAUGAGCCGGGAGAAUUCCCUGUUGGUUCGGUGGUUAGGACUCCGAGCUUCCACUGCAGGGAGCGCAGGUCCGAUCCCUGGUCGGGGAGCUAAGAUCCCGCAUGCUGUGCGGGCGAAAGAAAACGAAAGAAAUCUGAGCACCUGAGACAGGAAGUUGGAGGCACGCCGGACGUUGCCCCCGCCCCCACGUGCAAGCCCGUGCCCGCCCUCCCAUGUUCCCCGUCUCUCAACACGGGCGGGGCGGAGCCCAGCGCAAGGCGUGAGGGUCUUCUUCUCCCUACUCAAAGUUGCCCUACUUUGAGCCCCUGCAGAGCUGUUGGCCGCAGAGCUAGAAGCUCCAGAGCCUUUGAAAUGGACGAGUGCCUUCUGCCUGGGUCCAAGUAGAUGACGGGAAGUUAUCCUUGGAGGAAUUCCAGCUCUUCUUUGCAGAUGGCGUCCUCAACGAGAAAGAACUAGAGGGUCUCUUCCACACCAUCGACUCCGACAAUACCAACCAUGUGGACACCAAGGAGCUGUGUGAUUACUUUGUGGACCACAUGGGGGACUACGAGGACGUCCUGGCCUCCCUGGAGACCUUGAAUCACUCUGUCCUGAAGGCCAUGGGCUACACCAAGAAGGUGUAUGAGGGUGGGAGCAACGUGGACCAGUUUGUGACACGCUUCCUCCUGAAGGAGACGGCCAGUCAGAUCCAGUCCCUGCUGAGCUCGGUGGAGAGUGCGGUGGAGGCCAUCGAAGAGCAGACCAGCCAGAUCCGACAGAACCACAGCGUGGUGGAGACCUGGUCUGGGAGCUCCACUCCCGUCUACGCCCACAACCACAAGCUCACGGCCGUGGAGCAAGGGAAGAGCUUCCCGCUUGUCACCUCGGACUCCAGGGAGGAGGGCCUGGAAGCCCAGAUCAGCAGGUUGGCGGGGCUGAUAGGACGGCUGGAGAGCAAGACCCUUUGGUUUGACUUCCAGCAGCAUCUCUCGGAUGAAGAAAGCACCAACAUGCAUCUACAGCUGGUCCGGCAGGAGAUGGCCGUGUGCCCUGAGCAGCUGGUCGAGUUCCUGGACUCCCUGCGUCAGUACCUGAGGGGCACCGCCGGAGCCAGGAACUGCUUCCACAUCGCUGCCGUGAGGCUGGCGGACGGCGUCACCUUCGUGGUCUACGAGUUCUGGGAGACAGAGGAGGAGUGGAAGAUGCACCUGCAGAGCCCCGUGUGCAAGGCGUUCCGGCACGUCAAGGUGGACACGCUGAGCCAGCCCGAGGCCCUCUCCCGGAUCUCCGUGCCAGCUGCCUGGUGCACCCUGGGCCGCGACUGAGCCCCUGCCGCCCUGCUCCCUCUGAUGAAGGACGUGCACUCUUUUCUAGAAACUGUGGUAUACGAGCUGUCUUUUCAGUAGAAGAAGGUCUUUUCCCGCUGGUUGAAGUGAAGGCGAACCCCCGCCGUGGCACUCCCCCGCCCCGCUUGUU
Messenger RNA from Globicephala melas (long-finned pilot whale), 1464 nucleotides. RefSeq names its product N-terminal EF-hand calcium binding protein 2 (gene NECAB2). Gene Ontology annotation, cellular component: cytoplasm. NCBI's taxonomy places the organism in Eukaryota, Metazoa, Chordata, Mammalia, Artiodactyla, Delphinidae. Gene Ontology annotation, molecular function: calcium ion binding. Gene Ontology annotation, biological process: regulation of amyloid precursor protein biosynthetic process. The record is from RefSeq and is a predicted model, not a curated record.